ACUUAUAUUUCUUCUGGAAAUAAGUCUGCUGCCAAGACUUUAAUGGAAUAUCAUGUUGAUGAGACUUUGGAAAUUAAGGAAGAGAUCAUUCUAGAUCAGGACACAAUUACACACCAGAAACGAAAUACAACAAAUGAGCACAAAUUGUGUACCGUAAAUAUAAGAGAAGCUGAUAUUUUCGCUGCGAAGUGCAAACUACUGGCCCUCAAAGAGGAGGAAAUUCAGGAAAAGAAGUACAUAUGCAAAAAGUGUGUUCAAACCUAUAAAUAUAAAACGAGUUUGAUUUUUCAUCAAAAAUUCGAGUGCGACGUCAUGCCACAGUUCAGUUGUAAAUUUUGCAGCCAACCUUUCAAACGAAAAAGUCACAUGAAUGAACAUAUAGUGCAGGUACAUCAUAAGACAAGCUUAAAGAAGUCGGUAUUAACUUAUAAAUGUGACAAGUGUCUUCGUAGUUUCAGUUACAUACGUGGUUUAUUUCAACAUAAACGUUUAAUACACGCGGCAAUAAAAUCAGAAUUUGCUUGCGAUUAUUGUUCUUAUAAAUCAAAACAAAAAGUUAACUUGUCAAAACAUAUAACUUCAAAACAUCUCAAUAAGAAAUCAUUAUUCCGCACGCGAAACUCAAAUUUUUAG
This is a messenger RNA of Belonocnema kinseyi, 633 nucleotides long. RefSeq names its product zinc finger protein 69-like. The coding region runs from base 43 to 633 and encodes 196 amino acids. The transcript is spliced from 2 exons. The record is from RefSeq and is a predicted model, not a curated record. Gene Ontology annotation, molecular function: DNA-binding transcription factor activity, RNA polymerase II-specific; RNA polymerase II transcription regulatory region sequence-specific DNA binding. Gene Ontology annotation, biological process: regulation of transcription by RNA polymerase II. NCBI's taxonomy places the organism in Eukaryota, Metazoa, Arthropoda, Insecta, Hymenoptera, Cynipidae. Gene Ontology annotation, cellular component: nucleus.